Messenger RNA from Kluyveromyces marxianus DMKU3-1042, 1572 nucleotides. RefSeq names its product ribosome biosynthesis protein RRB1 (gene RRB1). Bases 1 to 1572 code for a protein of 523 amino acids. The record is from RefSeq and is a predicted model, not a curated record. Gene Ontology annotation, molecular function: protein binding. The transcript has a single exon. Lineage: Eukaryota; Fungi; Ascomycota; Saccharomycetes; Saccharomycetales; Saccharomycetaceae.
AUGUCUAAGAGAACAGCAUCUGAUGAAGGACUAGAAAAUGUCCAAGACAGAAUUGUGCAUUCUAAGACAGAUGCCAGUGACUUGCCAGCAGCCAAUGCUGUAAAUGCCAAUGAAGAAGAUGUUGAGAUGGGGGAAUUUGAGGAUCCAUACGGCGACGAUUUUGAAAGUGAUGGUGAGAUCAUUGAAAUUGACGAUGCCGAAGAUGAGGAUGAGGAAGAGAUGGGCGAAGGAGCCGAUAAUGAAGAAUUCUUGGAGAAGAAACAGCAAAAGGCUCAAGAGCUUGUGGAAAAGGACCAAAAGAUUGAUGAAGAACAAGGUCAACAAAUAUGGUUACCACAUUUGUCCAAGCCUUUAGGUCCAGAUGAAGUUUUAGAAGCUGAUCCUACGGUCUACGAGAUGCUUCAUACAGUUAAUGUUCCAUGGCCAUGCAUGACUUUGGAUGUUAUCCCAGACUCACUAGGCUCUGGUCGUAGAAGUUAUCCUCAAUCUAUCCUCAUGGCAACUGCUACACAGGCCUCGAAAAAGAACCAAAACGAACUAAUGGUAUUGAAGAUGUCCCAAUUGACCAAAACCUUGGUUAAGGAAAACGAGGAUGAAGACGAAGAUGAAGAAGAAGAUGAUGACAUGGAUCCUAUCAUUGAGAAUGAAAACAUUCCUUUAAAGGAUACCACAAACAGAUUGAAGGUAUCUCCCUUCGCUAACGCUGCUCAAGAAGUUCUCUGUAGCACGAUGUCCGAAAAUGGUGAGGUCUAUAUCUAUGACUUGGCCCCACAAGUUAAAGCCUUUGACACCCCAGGCUAUCAAAUUCCAAAGAGUGCAAAGAGACCAAUUCACACCAUUAGAAACCAUGGUAGUGUCGAAGGUUACGCUAACGACUGGUCUCCAGUUAUCAAGACAGGGGCUCUCCUAUCGGGUGACUGUUCUGGUCAAGUAUUCUUGACUCAAAGACACACAUCUAAGUGGGUUACGGAUAAACAAGCUUUCACUGUUUCAAAUAAUAAAUCCAUUGAAGAUCUUCAAUGGUCCCGUACCGAAUCUACGGUGUUUGCUUCAUGCGGUAUUGACGGACACAUCAGAAUUUGGGAUACUCGUUCUAAGAAACAUAAGCCAGCUAUUUCAGUCAAGGCUUCGAACACAGAUGUCAACGUUAUAAGUUGGAGUGAAAAAAUCGGCUAUCUUCUUGCCAGUGGUGAUGAUGACGGUACUUGGGGUGUGUGGGAUUUAAGACAAUUCACUCCACAAAACGCCUCCACAGCAUCUCCUGUUGCGCAAUACCAAUUCCACAAAAGUGCAAUCACAUCUAUUAGUUUCAACCCUCUUGAUGAAUCUAUUAUUGCAGUUGCUUCUGAAGACAACACUGUGACUCUAUGGGACUUGUCUGUCGAAGCCGAUGAUGAAGAAAUUAAGCAGCAAGCAGCAGAAACUAAAGAACUACAACAAAUUCCUCCUCAAUUACUAUUUGUACACUGGCAAAAGGAAGUAAAGGAUGUUAAAUGGCAUAAACAAAUUCCUGGCUGUUUGGUAAGUACAGGUACUGACGGUUUGAACGUUUGGAAGACCAUCAGUGUGUAA